Gigantopelta aegis is the source of this 1324-nucleotide messenger RNA. RefSeq lists its product as uncharacterized. Lineage: Eukaryota; Metazoa; Mollusca; Gastropoda; Neomphalida; Peltospiridae. The transcript is spliced from 3 exons. Bases 125 to 724 code for a protein of 199 amino acids. The record is from RefSeq and is a predicted model, not a curated record.
ACAAAAUAAUAGCCGCGUCGGUGAUUCCGUGUCGGGUCGGUUUCUUCAAUACAAAGACUCGCAGGUCACAUGGCGAAGACAGAAGACCUCCUAGGAAUCCGUGGAAGAGGUUCACACAUCUGCGAUGAUGAUGAUGAUGAUGUGGUCGCUUAUAGCGCUGUGCAUAUUGGGAUAUGUUGCAUCAAAUAAUGGCGAAAGCAGACAUCACCGCGGUCGAUCGGAAACUGACUUCCGGCAGAUGAUGCACCGCCAGAGACAGGACGGACAGCUGGACGACCGGGCCGUGCGCGAAUACUGCGAACAGAUGCUGAGGUAUCACCAGAUUGUGCAGAAUAUCCGGGACAACCCUUCCGAUGCAGGACGUUACCGAGAAGAACUCCGACUACACCACCAGGCAAUGCACGGACAAGGAUUUGGACGGCGCCAGGAACGGUUCCACCAUGGGAGAUCCCACCACGGAGGGUCCCGCCAUGGAAGAUUUCGUGAUAUGAUGGGCCAUCGUUUGUCCAGCCAUCACGGACAUCAUAGAUCGAGAGGCUUUAGAGGCAUGGAACAUAACGUCUGCGACCAGUACAGGGGAAUGCAGCAAUCUGCAGGACAACGUAGAGGAUACAGGACGGAAAGGGGGCGUCCUGCGGUUGACCAGGACUUCCAGGACGACAUAACCUUGAAUAACAUGGCUAACAUGGGCAACAACGCUCGACAAGUCCAUAAGAAAAAAUAAACUGUCCAAAAAUACCAUUCUUUGUAUACUAGUAUUUAUACUGUACCAUUUUUACUAACCAGUAUAAUUUGGACACAUUUCGAUCGCCGUUACAUAAGAAGAUGAUUUAUCAUUUUGAGUACGUCAAAUCUCUAACAUCAAUUAUUUCUGCACAUAGCAACAAGGCAAGCAAUUAAUUUGUGACGUUGUUAAAUGGACAUGAACUGGAACUGUUUGUGGUGCUAUUAUAUACACUUGUACCUGGAGAUGAACACACGAUGUGUAAACAGAAACAAAUAUAAUCAAUACACUGCAGGUUGCUAUUGAGUAAUAAUAAAAAUGUCAAAAACUCAACAUUUGAUUUUUUUCAAACAAUAUGUAUCUAUUAUACAAUAAUUUUAGUGUUCCAAACAUCAUAUAAUCACAUAGAUGUACAUUCUUUUAUUCACACAUACAACAAUGAGCCAUAUCUGUAUUCGUAACAAUGCAUAGAAUAAACAUCUUUUCUCUUCUCUUUUAUUCAGUUUUGUUAAGGUGUUAAAGGGACAUUCCUGAGUUUGCUGCACUUUUUAAGAUGUUAUCGACUAACAGAGACUUUUUAACGAUUGUAAUUACAUCAAA